AUGGAAGAAACGAAGAAGUUUGGUGUCCGGAUUCCGAAACGUAGGCAAAAACCAAGAAGGACUGAAUGGAAUUCCCGGUGUGUCCUUUUCACCUACUUCCAAGGAGACAUCAACAGCAUGGUGGAUGAGCACUUCACCAGGGCUCUGAGAAACCUCAAAAAGCCCCCGGGAUGGAGUUUCUCAAGCCACAGUGAAAAUCUGAUCCUCAGGAAUGCUCAGACAUUCAGUGAGCACCUGAGGCAUAUGUAUGAGAUCUGUAAAGCCAGUCCAGACGGAAACGGCCCCGUUGUCAGAGGCGAGGCUACGUCCAGUCAAAUAGAACAUUCAGGAGAGCUCAAAGAGGUGCCCAUGAAGGUAAAGGGAACCAAUAGCAGCAUGGCCCCAAAUCAGUGGCAUCUCUCUUCUUGGACAAAUCCACGGCCAGAAGCAUCUCCAGCAAAUGACUUCAGCAGCAGCAGCAGCUCAGAUGAAUAUAGUCCUACGGCUAUGGCUCUGCACCCACUGUCCAUGCCCAGUGCUCCCUCUGCACAUAUGCAGGAGUUGUGGCAAGUCUCUUCCCUAGUGAGGCCAGAAUUCCUAGAGCCUACCUUCCCUGUCUUUCCUGACAGGCAUCUGGCUCCAGAAGUCUACUUUGAUGGGUAUCAUGAGUCUCGUCUAUAUUUACUCCACCGGGAUAGAUACCUAAACCAUCCUCUGCAACCUGCUGUCAGGGAGAACUACAACCUUGCCAGGAUUGUCGGAAGCACGGGAUUGCUCCUGAACCUGCCUCCCAGCACAGACUACUGUAAGAAACUGUUUACAGAUACUUGCAAGGUUACUGCGGUUGACAAUAAUAAAAUCUAUGGUCUUGCACCUGCCACUGCCAGUCUUGAUAAUGAAAGAAGCCUGUCUCCAGAGAAUAGACGAGAUCUCUACUUUUAUUAG
Molecule: messenger RNA, 924 nt
Organism: Psammomys obesus (fat sand rat)
Lineage: Eukaryota; Metazoa; Chordata; Mammalia; Rodentia; Muridae
Gene: Vgll1
Product: vestigial like family member 1
Exons: 6
Coding region: 1-924 (307 amino acids)
Biological process (GO): regulation of transcription by RNA polymerase II
Cellular component (GO): nucleus
Source: RefSeq, a predicted model, not a curated record